Opisthocomus hoazin is the source of this 2205-nucleotide messenger RNA. NCBI's taxonomy places the organism in Eukaryota, Metazoa, Chordata, Aves, Opisthocomiformes, Opisthocomidae. The record is from RefSeq and is a predicted model, not a curated record.
AUGGAGAAGACCUACUCGUUGACGGCCCACUAUGACGAGUUUCAGGAGGUGAAAUACGUGAGUCUCUGCGUCAUCUUGACGUGUAUGUUGGUCCUCAAGUACCUGGCGGCUGAAGGGGACAGCUACUGCCUGGAGGGGUGCCAGGAGAAGAAGGCCUUCCUACGGGCAUCUCGCUUCCUCAGCGCCAACAUGGAUGCCACCAUCGACCCCUGCCAGGACUUCUACUCCUUCGCCUGCGGCGGGUGGCUCCGGCGGCACGGCAUUCCCGAGGACAAGCUGGUCUACGGCACCAUCGGGGCCAUCGCCGAACAGAACGAGGCCAAGCUGCGGGCGCUGCUGAGCAGCCCCGUGCGGCGCCGAGCCCCCGCCUCGAUCGACCAGGAUGGGCUGACGCUGCCCGAACGGACCCUCUACCUGGGGCAGGACGAGGAGAGCGAGAAGAUCCUGGCCGCAUACAGGGUGUUCAUGGAGCGGCUGCUCACCCUCCUGGGGGCCGAGCACGUGGAGCAGAAGGCCCAGGAAAUCCUGCAGCUGGAGCAGCACCUUGCCAAUAUCACAGUGUCCGAGUACGAUGACAUGCGGAGGGACGUCAGCAGCAUGUACCACAAAGUGACCCUGGGCGAGCUGCAGCGCAUCACCCCCACGCUCAAGUGGAAGCGCUUGCUGGACCGCAUCUUCCACGACAACUUCUCGGAGGAGGAGGAGGUGGUGCUGCUGGCCACCGACUACAUGCAUAAGGUGUCCGACCUCAUCCGCGUGACGCCAAGCAGGAUCCUCCACAACUACAUGCUGUGGCGCAUUGUGGUGGUGCUGAGCGAGCACCUCUCCACCCCCUUCCGCGAUGCCAUCCACGAGCUCUCCAAGGAGAUGGAGGGCAACGAGAAGCAGCUCGAGCUGGGCAAGAUCUGUUUGAGCCAGGCCAACAAGCACUUUGGCAUGGCCCUGGGUGCUCUCUUUGUUGAGGAGCACUUCUCCUCUGCCAGCAAAGCCAAGGUGCAGCAGCUGGUGGAGGACAUCAAAUACAUCCUGGACCAGCGCCUGGAUGAGCUGGACUGGAUGGAUGAGGAGACACGGAGAGCGGCCAGGGCCAAGCUCCGGUACAUGAUGGUGAUGAUCGGGUACCCCGAUUUCCUGCUGAAGCCAGAGGCCAUCGACAAGGAGUAUGAGUUCGAGGUGGAUGAGAAGACCUACUUCAAGAACAUUCUCAACAGCAUUGCCUUCAGCAUCAGGCUCUCGGUGAAGAAGAUCCGGCAGGAGGUGGACAAGUCCGCGUCCCUGAACUAUGCCGGGAUCGGCACCAUCAUCGGGCACGAGCUGACCCACGGCUACGACGACUGGGGGGGACAGUACGACCGGCACGGGAACCUGGUGCACUGGUGGACGGAGCGGUCCUACAGCAAGUUCCUGAAGAAGGCGCAGUGUAUUGUCAACCUCUACGACAACUUCACCGUCUACAACCAGCGGGUGAAUGGCAAACACACGCUGGGGGAGAACAUCGCUGACAUGGGGGGGCUCAAGCUCGCCUACUAUGCUUACCAGAAGUGGGUGCGGGAGCACGGCCCCGAGCACCCCUUGCACCACCUGAAAUACACCCACGACCAGCUCUUCUUCAUCGCCUUCGCCCAGCUGCAAUGCUCUCCUGUGUCCCCAGUGUUCCCUGCCGGCAUCCUGCAGCCCACCCUCUACGACCCCGAGUUCCCGCAGUCCCUGAACUAUGCCGGGAUCGGCACCAUCAUCGGGCACGAGCUGACCCACGGCUACGACGACUGGGGGGGACAGUACGACCGGCACGGGAACCUGGUGCACUGGUGGACGGAGCGGUCCUACAGCAAGUUCCUGAAGAAGGCGCAGUGUAUUGUCAACCUCUACGACAACUUCACCGUCUACAACCAGCGGGUGAAUGGCAAACACACGCUGGGGGAGAACAUCGCUGACAUGGGGGGGCUCAAGCUCGCCUACUAUGCUUACCAGAAGUGGGUGCGGGAGCACGGCCCCGAGCACCCCUUGCACCACCUGAAAUACACCCACGACCAGCUCUUCUUCAUCGCCUUCGCCCAGAACUGGUGCAUCAAGCGGCGAUCCCAGUCCAUCUACCUGCAGGUGCUGACCGACAAGCACGCCCCGGAGCACUACAGGGUCCUGGGCAGCGUCUCGCAGUUCGAGGAGUUCGGACGGGUUUUCCACUGCCCCAAGAAAUCGCCCAUG